This is a messenger RNA of Spinacia oleracea (spinach), 2655 nucleotides long. RefSeq lists its product as uncharacterized. The transcript is spliced from 4 exons. The coding region runs from base 406 to 1371 and encodes 321 amino acids. NCBI's taxonomy places the organism in Eukaryota, Viridiplantae, Streptophyta, Magnoliopsida, Caryophyllales, Amaranthaceae. The record is from RefSeq and is a predicted model, not a curated record.
UAUAAAAAACAAUAUAGGUUUUCACAUUAGUUCAUUUAGGAUAUGAACAUCUACCAUCCAACCAACAUUUGCAUUAUAUAACUUGGUUGUUUCUUUGAAAACAUCAUAUUGUGAUUUGGUCAACUUCUUAUACAAGCAUAAUAAUAACUAAUUGUAGAUGUAUUAGCUGAUUCAAUUCCCCCAUCCACUGCCAACAUCCAACACAAGCCACCAUCUACAGCGGACUUCCACCUCUACCUUCACCGCCUCUGGUGGGGCUACACCCCAUCUCAUCAUCGAUAAUAUCUGAAAACGUUGGAGUUGGUGUAGCUCCACCAGGACCACCACCAACUAGUAGUAAGUAACCAAAAAGAUUGUUUCCUUUCUUAAGUAGUUUUAUCAGCCUUAAAAAGUCUAAACAAAACGAUGGUUAAUGAGCUUUGUACUACACCGCCUAGUAAAGGAUUUAGACCACCGCCGCCUCCUCCAGGGGGUAUGAAGUCUAAGAACACGAAGAAUGACAUAACAAAACUGAAGAGAUCAUCUAACAUGGGGAACUUAUUUCGGCUUCUAAGGGGGAAGAUGGAAGGAUCCUCUGUAGUUGAGAAAUCGUCUCGUGGAAGAAACAAUGGUGCUGGGGGUAAUGGUGGUGCUAGUGAUGGACAAAGCAUGGAUGAUGCAUUCGCAGAAAUAGCCAGAAGGUCAACUUACUUCAAGCAAAUUGAACAAGAUGUAAAGACGCAUGAAAAAACGAUCAAGGAGAUGCAAGCUACUCUUAUCUCAUUCAAAACAAAGGACAUGGAUUCACUGAUUAAGUUUUACCAUCAAGUGGAAUCGAAGCUCGAUGUCCUAACAGAUGAAAACCAGGUUCUGUCUAGGUUUGAAGGUUUCCCGGUGAAAAAACUAGACGCCUUGAGGAUGGCAGCGGUGCUUUACAGGAAACUGAGUGGAAUAUUAUCUGAAUUACAUAACUGGAGUAUUGAGUCUCCUCUAGCCCAACUUCUUGACAAAGUUGAGAAAUACUUCAACAAGAUUAAAGGAGAAGUGGAAGCCUUAGAACGAACCAAAGACGAUGAAGAAAAGAAAUAUCAGAGCCACAACAUCCACUUUGACUUUAACAUUCUUCUAAAGAUCAAGGAAGCCAUGGUGAAUGUCUCUUCAAGCUGCAUUGAGUUGGCUCUCAAGGAGUGGGAAGAAUCCAAGGCUGCAUCAAAUAAUCAAACUUUGCCAAAAGCAAGAAAUAGACAGAAAAAAGUAUGCACUAAAACGCUUUGGAGGACUUUCCAGUUCGCUUUCAAAGUGUAUUCCUUUGCUGGAGGACAAGAUGAGCGAGCUGAGAGGCUGACAAAGGAGCUAGCUACGGAGAUAGAGGCUGACCCCAUGAAGGAUUAAAUCCUCUGUUACUUGAUUGCUAUUUUUACAUUAAAUCUGCACUCUGAAGUAGAUGAAUAAGAAGUUAAAUUUAGUUCUUUGUUCCUGAUGAAGCAUCGAUUCACAAGCGAAAGGACACUCUAAUGGCCACUUCUUGCAGACUGCAAUACAUAAAUCAGAAGUAUAACUGCUACUGUAUGCACGGUUCAUUCAUAUCUGAUGCCGCAUUUAUGAGUCAAGGUGGUAGUAUAUGUAGAAGGGACACGACUAUCACACGGAUUGUGCACCAGAGGACUUCAGACUGCAAAGCUAUUGGAGGACUUUCAUGGGAAAUUUGCUUACAAUAAAGUUCAGAUAAAGGUUAUAGUCUUAUACUACUGGUCAGAAUCUAACUAGCUGCUGAGCAUAUUGCUUUUUCAGGGACAUGGGAAUAACGUAACUCCAUUGUAGUCUCAUAGAUUUUAAUGCUUCAGUGCCAGAGUUGAGGAACAAUAUGAGAUAUCUUGAGUUGAAACAGGACAUUGAAACUAGUUGGGAACAUUAUCUGGAGUAAACUCAGCUGUGUUGAGAGCGACCAUUUAAAGUAAACGACGUCUGAAGUACUCUAAAGUACAAGCAUGGAGCAUUGAGGGAUGAAUUGCGAUUGUACAUGUCUGUUUCCAAUAUGGAAUCAAUGUAGAAAGUGGUUUGCAUUCAGUCCACAGAUGGCAUGGUGCUUGAGAGGAUGAGCUUGGGCAUUUGCACAACUGCAUGUUCACCUGUGUGAACAUAUUUUGGCUCACAGCUUUGUAUAAAAGUGGCUUCUAAACACUGACUUAUUAAAUCCUAUGUUCCAUUAGCGCUCAUGACAUUUGCACUCCUUGAUGAAAAUAUGAGGCGCGCACUUGACAGACGCCUUGACUUACACCAUCAAUUUCCCAGAUGUGAUCACAAACUGAUAUGUCCUGGUGAAUUUACUGAUCAACUAGAGGUUACUGCAAGCAUCUUGAAUAUGGCUAACACGUCUUCAUAUUAUCAAGCAGCAUUUACUUUAUGUUUAUCAGCAAAGGAAAACAAGGUUAGCCAUUGAUCGAGAGUCUGUAAGGUAGUCUGCAUUUCACUUCAUGCCUGUCUGCUCUAGAGUUUAUGCCUGUGCUACAUUUUCUUUUCUUUUAUUUUUUAUUUUUUAUUUUUUAUUGAUGUGACUUCAUUCUUCAGUUCAUCGGGAACCAUUAUAGGUAAUGCUGUAGACAUGUUUCAAAUUCGAAACUUUGUAUCAUUGUUUGGAAUUGUUUUCAUUAUGGAAGGCUUGUAGCCUACUUACAA